Molecule: messenger RNA, 225 nt
Organism: Protopolystoma xenopodis
Lineage: Eukaryota; Metazoa; Platyhelminthes; Monogenea; Polystomatidea; Polystomatidae
Source: the annotation of a GenBank genome assembly
AUGGGAGCGAAGGCCUAUUUUUGCUUUGGUCUCUUCAGCUACCCCGACGACAUCCGAACCAAGGGUAUGCAGGGUCAGAAACGAAAAUAUCAUGCACUGACAUGUGAGCCCAGCCACGUUGGGAUACUUGGCGAAUAUGGCUUUUCAGGCUAUGAAUUUCUCUCUCAAGUCAUAUUGGCGGUGGGGACUCUGUGCAAGGAGGAACAACCAAGCUUUUGCCAUUAA